Molecule: messenger RNA, 2580 nt
Organism: Camponotus floridanus (Florida carpenter ant)
Lineage: Eukaryota; Metazoa; Arthropoda; Insecta; Hymenoptera; Formicidae
Product: zinc finger protein 2 homolog
Exons: 4
Coding region: 1-2289 (762 amino acids)
Cellular component (GO): nucleus
Molecular function (GO): zinc ion binding
Source: RefSeq, a predicted model, not a curated record
AUGGCUGUCGUCGAGGAGUUUGAUUACUUGUGUCGUCUGUGCGCGACCAAGACCGGCAUCCUGAUGGGGCUGCCGAUUUUCGAGGCCGGCGAACAGAUGCGCAACAUCGAUAAAAAGAUAGCAGCUUGUCUGCCGGUUCAGGUAUCAUUGACAGAUCAAUUACCCAAAGUGGUUUGCGAAGAAUGUGCGUUUAAACUAGAUCAGUUGUUUGAUUUUCGUGAAAAAUGUCUACAUACGGAAGGAUUGUUUAUGAAGAUGUUGAAAGAAAUUGGUAAAGAAGAAGUUGUGCAUAUAUCAGAGCACAAUUUAGCAACUGUGGAUAAUAUGGGCACAGUUCGGAGAAACUUGAAUAACAUACAGAUUAAUAAUGAAGAUGUACAAAAUCAUUCAGCUAUAUCUCAUGAAACUGCAGAAUCUACCAUACAUACAAUGCAAGUAAUGGAUGAAAUGGAUCUAGCUGGUGGUGAACAAGUGGUUACUCAGGAAGAAAUAGAUCAACAAGAUGCUGAUAUUCAAGUAGCAGGCAUUGAUUGUUUAGGCGAUACAGUGAGAAUGGUCGAUGAACAUAUACGAGAAGUUUCAAAUCAUCAGAUUGCAAUGCAUUUGGAGGGUGAUAUGACUGUAGUAGGAAAUUUGGAUGGUCAUUUGAGUCAGUUAGGAAUUAAUUAUGUUACUUCUAUCAGUCCCGAAGAUCAAAACCAAGAGCAGAUAGUACAUUAUUGUGAAAAUAUAAAAUAUGAGACAAAUCCAAUAAAACAGGAGUAUCGUAGAUUACAAAAUAGUUUAGCUACAGAAGAGUCGCAACAUGUACUUGAAAAUAAUGUAUCCGCGGAUAAUUUUGGCUCUUCUCAAACUGAUGCAGAAGGUGAUAUAGAAGAAUCUUGUCUGAAUGAAAAUGGAAUUCGCGAACAUGUUGAUUCAAUGAACGCUUUACCAUCUACAAGUCAUAUAAAUGACAUAUCUUGCGAAAUAAUGGUUAAAUAUACGAAAGAAUCGAAGCACGCGUUACUAGAAUCUACACUCAAUAAUCCUACCAUGGACGAAACUGGUUCGCAUUGGUACAUGUGUCCGUUCUGCAACGAGGCAGCUUUAGAAACGACCAGUCUAGCCGUACAUUUCGAGCAACAUUUCUGUCGCUGUAGCUGCGAUUCAUACUUUACUAGUGUCGAGCUAUUAAAUUUACAUAAAGAACAGUGCAUUGUAUAUAAAGAUAAACUAGUCGAUAAGAAAAAAAAGGACGUACAAUUAAACGUAGCGACACCGUCGCGAGAAAGAAAUGGCAAUCAAGAAGAGCAGAAAAAACAAUCGCCAACGGUAAAACGGAAAUGGACUGCGAAGACGUGCGACGAAUGCGGUAAGCAGUAUAGAACGAAUUACAAACUACAAGAGCACAUGCGCAAGCAUACGGGCGAGAAACCGUUUCAAUGUACGACAUGCGAGAAGGCAUUUCGCAGCAAGAUCGGUCUCGCACAGCACACGGCCACGCACACGGGUAAAUUCGAUUUCAAUUGUUCCACCUGCGGCAAGGGAUUCCAGUGCAAAAGCUAUCUCAUCGUACAUCAAAGAGUGCACUCGGAUGUGAAGCCAUAUCCAUGCAUGACGUGCGGUCAAAACUUCAAGACGAAGCAGUCAUUGUUGGAUCACGAGAACCGUCAUUUAGGCGUGAAGCCGUACAUGUGCGAGAUCUGCGGCCGCGGUUUCAUCACCAAGGGUCUCUGCAAGAGUCAUCAAAAGAUACACUCGGGCACGGACAAUCGCCAAUAUCCGUGCGCGGUGUGCAACAAGAUGUUUGUCAGCAAGAGUUACCUCAACACGCAUCUGCGCAUUCACACGGGCGAGAAGCCGUAUCUGUGCGAGGUGUGCGGAAAGGGAUUCCUGACACGGGUUGAUCUCAAGAUUCACUCGACCAUGCAUACCGGUGAAAAGAGCUUCAAAUGCGAGAUAUGCGGAAAGGUAUUUGCCCGACGUGCGGCGCUACGCUGUCAUCGGCGAUCGCACACGGGCGAACGUCCUUACAGAUGCGACGUGUGCAAUAAAACGUUCACGCAAUUCAGUCCGAUGGCCAUUCAUAAGCGUUUGCACACCGGCGAACGGCCGUACAAGUGCGACGCGUGCGGUAAAGGCUUUGUGUCCAGGUCAACCAUGAUGUGUCACCGAAAGAAGCAUCACGAUACAACGACCGUCGUGCAGAAAGAUGCGCCUACACAUGAAGAGGGAGAGAUUAAAAUCAUCCUCUCUGAUAUCGUGGUCAGAGAUACACACGAUGGAAUUCAAAUCGGCGUGGAUUGAAGAUUUCGCGAGGCGAAGAUGAUGUAUGAAUUUCGCAAGAAUCGCGGUAAGGUGCAAAGUUCCGGGGUGCUAAGGAAAUUUCAUCCGCAUUUGUUACAUAACAAACUGCUUUCGUCUCACCAUAGUGUAUUCUCUACCAAUGUAUAUUUAAAAACUUUAUAUAAAACUAUUUUUACAAGGAACAGAGUUUUUAUGGUAAGUGAGAAUACAAUUAAAAGUUAUACUGCAUUAUUGAUGCAACGUAUAUGAUUUUAUAUGUUCUCUACAGUAUCAUCCUUUAAUUCUUUUUUU